Messenger RNA from Tribolium castaneum (red flour beetle), 1541 nucleotides. RefSeq names its product clavesin-2. Bases 200 to 1069 code for a protein of 289 amino acids. NCBI's taxonomy places the organism in Eukaryota, Metazoa, Arthropoda, Insecta, Coleoptera, Tenebrionidae. Gene Ontology annotation, molecular function: phosphatidylinositol bisphosphate binding. The transcript is spliced from 6 exons. Gene Ontology annotation, cellular component: membrane. The record is from RefSeq and is a predicted model, not a curated record.
GUCGAAAGAGGUAUAUCGUAAAGGCAAAACAUAAAAUUACCUAUACCUAAAAGUGUAAUAAAAAUCCUACAGACCUAUAUAAAUUGUGGUUCUUAAUUGCGCUAAUCAUGCAUGAAUCACUAAACUGUUAGAGUUAUUGUGACGGUGGAGUUAGUGGUGAAGAACAAGUGUUGUUUAGUUUCAGUGACUUUGAGAAAGAAUGCCAGCUCACGUUGAAGUUGUACGAGAGUUAGAACUAGGGGAACCUUCCCAGGACUUGUUAGAUUGGGCUAAGGAACAUAUUAACGAAGAUCCAGAUACAAAAUGUCAACUCAUAGACGAAUUGAGAGAAAUGAUUUACUCCAGAGGUGAGUGCACUCCUGUGAGAACCGAUGAUGCAUUUCUAUUACGUUUUCUAAGAAGCCGAAAAUUUGGUGUAGAGUCUGCAUACAAACUAUUUAUAAAUUAUCACGAAUUUAGAGAAGAGAAUCUUAACUUCCAUGAAGGUGUCGGUAUCGACCUUCUGGACAAAAUUUUGGAGUACGAUUUAAUUCGUGUUCUCCCAUACAAGGAUCAGAAAGGACGAAACAUUAUAGUGUACAAGUGGGGUAAGUGGGUUCCAUCAGCUAUCACAAUCGACGAAUUUCUGGCUGCCAGUAAACUGAUAGGAGAAUUGGGUGCACUUGAGGCAAGAAACCAGAUCGUUGGAGCUGUGGUUAUAUUAGAUUUUAACAACUUUACUGUUCAACAAGCUUUAUAUCUGACGCCAAGCGUCGCUCGUAAAAUUUUACAAAUAGCAGCUACAUCCAUGCCAAUUAGAUUGGAAGCAUUACAUGUUGUGCAUAACUCAUGGGCGUUUGAGAUCAUUUUCAACAUUUUCAAACCGUUCUUGCAUGAAAAAAUGAUCGAAAGAGUGUUCUUUCAUGGAAGUGAUAUGGAAAGUUUGCACAAGCAUGUGGACCCUAAACACCUGCCUGUGACAUACAGGGGAAGUCAGCCAGAAUACGAUUGUAAGGAAUGGCUUGAGGGAGUAAAGAAAAAUGAGACGGUGGCCAAAGAAAUUUCUCUAUUAGGUUAUAAAACGAGUUAAUGUGUUUAAGUAAAAACUGAUCUCAUCUUUUUACAUGGUUAACGUGCAAGCCCAGUAAUUGAGACUGACUGGUAUUUCAGGCCGUCUCAGAACUCGUUUAUCAGCCAUUAACUACAAUUACGAAAAAUAAACUUCAAUAUUAUUUGUCCUCUGAUUCAGUGAAUUUUAAACAAAGUUUGUUAUAGACUGAAAGUAUAGAACAAUUCCGUAAAUUUUUAAUAUACACAACUAGUUAAUUUUCCUUAUUUUUGUCGUACUCCCUUCUGUUAUCAGUUGAUACAAGAUUUCUAAGACGGCCCUAAACCUACAUCUAACAUAGCUUAUUUCAGUCUUACUGUAAUUUAAAUCGUUUAGUUUCAAGUGAACAUUCAGUGGUUAGUGCUUUAAUAAUCAAAAGUUGUCUAAUAAAUGGAGCACUAGUUAGGUCUCAGGAAUAUUUUUUUGAUUUGUUGAAAUAUAUUUUUUAGUAAUA